This is a messenger RNA of Capsicum annuum, 501 nucleotides long. RefSeq lists its product as uncharacterized. The transcript is spliced from 2 exons. The record is from RefSeq and is a predicted model, not a curated record. The coding region runs from base 1 to 501 and encodes 166 amino acids. Gene Ontology annotation, molecular function: zinc ion binding. Lineage: Eukaryota; Viridiplantae; Streptophyta; Magnoliopsida; Solanales; Solanaceae.
AUGACCACAAAUAUCGUCGAGUCGCUCAACUCGAUUUUGAUGGAUGAACGGGAGCACCCCGUGUCAUACAUAUUCAAUUCAAUUGCUAAAAAAUUUGGUGAAAAGUUUAGGAAGCGGCAUGCAUUUGUCGGUGGUAAAAAGAAUAUAUUUGUACCUUCUGUGAAAAGGAUCCUAAGGGAUAAUAAGAGUGCGAGCGAUUCCUUGUAUGUGGGUAAUCCAAACGGGGUUCUCGACGAGUAUACGGUGUUUGGCAACGGCGUUACUGCUAAGGUCAAUCUCUUGGAGAGGAGCUGUUCUUGUCGAAAAUUUGACUUGGUAAAAAUACCGUGCGAACACGCGAUGGCAGCUUUGCGAGCAAAGUACGGCGAUGAUGAAGAUUAUGCAGCUGUUUCUUCCUCAGCUUCAAUAGUUGUUUCUUUCUCAGCUUCUUCUUUUCGUUCACCUGCUGCUUUUUGCUCAACUUCUUCUUUUUACGUAUUUUUGAAAUAUAUAACAGCUUAA